UACCCGCGUAGCCGUACACACACACACACUGCUGUACAGCCCGAGUGUUGUGAGCGAGCACAGAACAAACACACACACACACACGCGCGCGCACAUAAAACGCAUAACCAGGCACGCGUACCUGUCACACGUCUAGGCACGGGGCUCGUCAAUCUCAAGGAGCGCGCGACGUUCGUCUCGGGCUGAAGGGCACACGGUAGAGCAAACGAGAAACCCAGCGAGUGAGUAGGCAGGCAGGCAGGUUGACGGUGCAGUUUGCGGGAUAGGUGAGACGGUAUGUGUCUGCCACUGCUGCUGUACGUGGUGGUGCCGUUGCUGGUGGUCUACGCGGUCGCUUCGAUCUUCCUCCUCAAGAACCCUGCCGUGCUGCACAGGAAGAAGAAGCUACACUUCCACUGCAGGCACAUCUCCCACCGUGGCGGCGCCGGAGAGAAAACCGAGAACACAAUAGAGGCCUAUGAGAACGCGAGGCAGGCCGGCACGCACGUUCUGGAGCUCGACGUCCAAGUCACCAAGGACGGGGUGAUCGUGGUGGCGCACGAUGACGACCUCCGGCGGGCCACGGGCAGAUCGCAGCGCAUCCGUGACCUCAACUUCGAUGAGCUGCCCAUAUACAAGGACAAACUCGAAAUCACAUUCGACCAAGGCCACUUCAACAAGGCGUCCAAAGACCGGAGAAUCCCCACGCUGCGUGAGGUUUUUGAGAAGUUCUCCGAUCUGGCCAUCAACGUUGAGAUCAAGGAGGACAACGACGAGACCAUCAACAAGGUGGCGGAGUUGGUGGAGGAGUUCGGGCGGGAGGACCGCACGGUGUGGGCGAGCGCCAUCUGGGAGGUGAUGCUCAAGUGCCGGGUGGCGAACCCUCGGAUGCCCACCAUGUUCGCCACGGGUCGCAUCUACUCCCUGCUGCUGCUCUUCUACACGGGGCUGCUGCCCUUCAUGCCCUUGCCCGAGUCGCUCUUUGAGAUGAUCAUGCCCUCCAUAUGCUACAGGACCUACAUUCCCGAGAAAGGCGAUGGCAUGCUCAGGUACAGGUGGCUCGUGGGGUUCCUGGACAGACUCAUCAUGAACAAGGCCCUCUUCAAGCACCUGACCGACCGUGGAAUUCAGGUCUGCCUGUUUGUACUCAACAACGACCGCGACUACAGGCGUGCGUUCGAGCUGGGAGCCACCGGCGUGAUGACCGAUUACCCGCACAAGCUGGCCGCCUUCUUGCAGAGGUCCACGCAAAACGCUCAGUAGAGACGGUGGCGGUGACGGCGAGGACGAUGACCGCGACGAUCAUAUGCACAGGGGCGUCAUUUCUCACCGAGUAUUUUCUGUGUCGCUGGUAGAGUGGCACGUGGCUAGCAGUAGUAGCGCAAUAGUAGCACAGUACCACAGCGAGGGAUUUACUCGGUGUGGUGUGUCGGGUCGGUGAAUCAGACAGACCAAGGUGAAAUUAAGCCAUGAUCGUAAGACAUCGUUCCACAAAUCCUCCGCAAUCCUGCGCGUCUCCUUUCUUAAAUGAGCGUUGGGACGGCACUCGUUUGCAGCAUUGGUCCACCCUUACUCAGCCACCGGUUUGGAUCUUCCACAUUCUUGUGAUUGCUUUAAAUACGAACUAACCUCAGCCAUAGGAAUGUGGAAUUUCCACCGCCGGGUCACUCCUGCGGUCUAUUAUACGCGGAGACGCCAAAACCACGGAGUGCUUAAUUAUAUUAUUUAUGUAUGUAUGUGUAGAGCCAAAGAGCGUUUCAUGCAUUUUGUACAAAAACUAAUCAUACUUUAAUAGGCAAUGACUCAGAAAGUAAAACAAUUACAUAUACUACAAAAAUGACACCAUAUCAACGAACGAGUGUACAACUAGCACAAUGUGUGAUUGUAUUGUGCGUUACAAUGUGCAAUUAGUGUGGGUGGGCGUACAAUGUGCUACCAACACAGCUGGGGCCUUCAUCUACAAGUGAACGUGUUCAUCGCUCAACUUUUUGUCGUUGUUAAUUCCCUCCCAUCGUCUUAUAGUUCUCAUAACCGGUUAGAAUUACAGUACAUACAUCUAUUGAGUGAGCACACUAAACUUUCAGUGGUAUUGUGGUCGUUUCUGGCUGCUUGGCAUUUUUGGAGCGUUGGGGAAUAAGCUCAGCAACUGUGAUUUGAUUUUUUUUAAUUUCAAAGCAAAUGUAUUAACGUAGAGUUAGCUUGAUCCAUGCUGUGAAACGUUAAAAAGGAAAAAAAAGGAACGUCUUGAAAUUUGAUUACGGAUUUUUUUGUAUAUAUAUGAGAAAGGUUUCUGAAGUAAACCUUCAUAUAAAGUCAUGGGUUGCCAGCUUGAAUGUUACUGCAUUCGUUUGUUCGUUGGGGGGGGGGG
Molecule: messenger RNA, 2347 nt
Organism: Petromyzon marinus (sea lamprey)
Lineage: Eukaryota; Metazoa; Chordata; Hyperoartia; Petromyzontiformes; Petromyzontidae
Product: lysophospholipase D GDPD1-like
Biological process (GO): glycerophospholipid catabolic process
Cellular component (GO): endoplasmic reticulum membrane
Molecular function (GO): phosphatidylcholine lysophospholipase A1 activity; phosphoric diester hydrolase activity
Source: RefSeq, a predicted model, not a curated record